CGAGCGGGAGCGGGCGGGCUCGGGGCGCCGAGCAAGAGCCGAGCCCCCCUAAAUCCCCCCGCACCCCGACUAUGCUAAAUGUAACCGGGGAGCUCUCAGGUGACUCUUGGGGGAUCUUCACCUUCCUGUGCGCCGCGCUUUGCAACCUGCCGGCGCUGCCGGCGCUGAACUGCUCCGAGGAGCUGGGCGCCGGCCAGUCCAUCCAGCAGACCUACGACCUGACCCGCUACCUGGAGCACCAGCUCCGCACCCUCGCCGGCACCUACCUGAACUACCUGGGGCCCCCCUUCAAUGAGCCCGACUUCAACCCGCCGCGGCUGGCGCGUGCCGAGCGGGUGCCCAGCGCCACGGUGGACCUGGACCUGUGGCGGGGCCUGACGGACAACGCCCGCCUGGCCGCCAACUACCGGGCCUACAGCCGCCUGCUCUGCUACCUGCGCGUGCUGGACGGGCAGGUGGGCACGGCCGAGCUGCGCCACCGCCUCGCCCACUUCUGCGCCAGCCUCCAGGGGCUGGUGCUCAGCAUCGGCGGCGUCAUGUCCUCGCUGGGGUACCCGCUGCCCGCCGGCCCCGCCGGGCCCCCCGCGCCGCCCGGCGCGCCAGCGGCCCCCAAUGACUUCCUGAAGAAGAUGGAUGAUUUCUGGCUGCUGAAGGAGCUGCAGACCUGGCUCUGGCGCUCGGCCAAGGACUUCAACCGCCUCAAGAAGAAGGUGCCGCCCGCCGUGGUCACCCUGCGGCUGGAGGCGAGGGGGUUCUGAGUGCCUGCUGGGCUCCCCAGUCCACGGCGCCGCCACGGCCGCGCAGGUCCCCUCUUCCGCCGCCGGUGUGCCUUGAGAAAUGGGGCUCCUGACCCCCAAAACCACCCCGCAACCUCAUCAUCACCUGGCAGUGCCUUGAAAGAUGGGGCUCCUGACGCCAGGCGCCACCACAGCCACCCUGCGGCCCCUCCAUCAUCGUCGUCAUGAUACUGUGCCUUAAGGAACAGGGCUCCUGACCCCAAGUGCCGCCACGGCCGCCCCGUGUCCCCUGUCCACCACCAGCAUGCUUCGAGGAAUAGGGUUCCUGACUCCCAAGUGCCACCACAGCCGCUUCACAACCCCGCUUUCACCACUGUGCCUUGAGUGAGGGGCUCCUGACCCCGAGUGCCACCCACCACAGCCACCUCACAUCCCCUC
Messenger RNA from Hirundo rustica (Barn swallow), 1175 nucleotides. Its product is annotated as cardiotrophin-like cytokine factor 1. The coding region runs from base 72 to 758 and encodes 228 amino acids. NCBI's taxonomy places the organism in Eukaryota, Metazoa, Chordata, Aves, Passeriformes, Hirundinidae. The record is from RefSeq and is a predicted model, not a curated record. The transcript is spliced from 3 exons.